AACCAAUCAGAUGAGAGAAAUAUAAUUAUUGUAAAAGUCACACGGUGGCGCUGUAGAAUACGUUUCUGGUAAACCAAAUCGACCGUAAACAAAAGUUUACUUCUGGUGUUUAAAAUAACAUUUGCGCGUCGAUGACAUAUGCAUGUUAUGAGCUAGCUUGACAGUGUUCAACCGACACAAGCCAGAAACUAAGAGCAUAUCAAGUAGAGUGAAUAACGAGCUGAUUUGGUGCCCCAUUUAUUUAUAAAAUAAUAGAACAUGAAGCAAAACACGUUUAAAUAUAAUUAUAUUAUGGGGUGAAAACAACGAAUAAAAAUAAGACACGAGGAUGCAAAUUGUUUCUACGCAACAACGAAAAGGGGAACACGGUCAAAUGUGGUUUCACAAACGCACUUUUGGCUAGCAAAACAACCCCGGAGAGGGCGGUUCAAUGAUUUACGAACGUAUUUGCUAACUUGUCGAGGGUUUGCUGAGGGGCGAAAAGGGGCGCGUCCACGUCCUGGAUGACACGCUCGCCUUCACUGGCGCACAAGAGAAAGGGGAGCGAAGAGGAGGAGGAGGAGCAGGAGGAGGAGGAGGAGGAGGAGGAGGAAGGGGGAAAAAAGUUCAAGUCAAAAAUGGCUUCCUUGUCUCUGGAGCCCACAGAACAAUCCGACAAUAACGCGGAGGAGCCCGCCGCUGCGGAAGACGAGAAAGACGCGGAGCAAGUGGCCGAACGCCUGCUGCAAACUUUCCAGCUGUCCGCGGUGAGUUUUUCCACGGAGCAGGUCUCGUGCCUGUGCGAGGCCCUCCUGCAGGCGGGCAAUGUGGAUCGCCUGUGGAGAUUCCUCUCCACCAUCCAUCCGUCGUCCGAGCUGCUACGUGGCAACGAGACCCUGCUCAAGGCCCAGGCUCUAGUGGCGUUCCACAAGGAGCGCUUCAAGGAGCUCUACGCUUUGCUGGAGAGCCACGACUUCCAGCCGUGCAACCACGUCUUCCUGCAGGACCUCUACCUGAGAGCUCGCUACAAGGAGGCCGAGAGGUCCCGGGGCCGCAGCCUGGGCGCCGUGGACAAGUACCGGCUCAGGAAGAAGUUCCCCCUGCCCAAAACCAUUUGGGACGGCGAGGAGACGGUCUACUGCUUCAAGGAGAAGUCGCGCAACGCCCUCAAGGAGUGCUACAAGAGCAACAGGUACCCCACGCCGGAUGAGAAGAAGAACCUGGCCAAAGUCACCGGGCUGUCCCUCACGCAGGUCAGCAACUGGUUCAAGAACCGCCGGCAGAGGGACAGGACCCCGCCCGGGACGCGCUGCAAAAGUGAGUCUGAUGGAAACCACACCAGUGAGGAUGAGAUGAGCACCAUGGAUGACACCCCGGAUAAAGCGGACGAGGCCGCCGCCUCCAAGGCAUCCAUCAUCUCGCUAUCAGCCGUCAACUGCGCCUCGGGAAGUCAGCUCAUUGUCAACGGCUCGGGCGGCUUCCUCACCGCUUCCCAACCGUUACUGUUCAACGGCAAUUCCCUCAUCUCCGGUACCGGCGCUGGUGUGAUCAUCAAUGGGCUGAGCUUGGGGGACUGCCAGAAAGUUGGGCUGAGUCAGGUGGCCAGCUCGCCUUUGAUUCUGAACGGCGCUCAGGUUCUAGCUAAACAAGAUGGUCCGCAGCAAGCAGUUCCCGUGGCAGACCAGCAGGCUCCUCCCGUGGUCUCAAAGCCGAACAGUCUUCCAGCAGUUGUCCUCAGCACCAACCCAUCACCGGUCUCUAACUCAACAUCAGUCAUCACCCUUCCCAUGCAAGCCAAGAGCCAAAGUAGCAAUGCGAUGGAUUUCAUCACUGUGCCUGAAGAGAUUAUAAAACAAGAAAGUAGCCAGACAUCGUGCGUCUCUUCAUCCUUGUCUCCCUCGCCGCCGACUCUGUCGCCAACAAGCCUUCCUUCCCUGGUCCUGACACAAACUCCCCAGUGUCAAGAGGCCGUCACAAUACCAAGCGCAGCCUUGCCCAUCUCCAGCUCUGCCUUGUCCCUCCCAAGUCAGCAAGGGGACUAUGUCGUCUUUGCCAGUUCGGCCCCUCAAAUUAACCCUCCUAGCACGCUGGUCAACUCCAAUCACUCAACCCCUCAGGUGUUCUCCUUGCCCCAAGUUGUGCCUUCCAUCCAGGGUAUACCAGUAUCCCAGCUGGUUCAACACUCCUCCGUAGCACAGGUGUCCCAAUGUCCUCAGCUAGUCCCGGUUUCCCCUCUCACGUCAUCAACUAUCAACUUCCAAAGCCUUCCGACAAUGAGCAGACAGCCAGAUGCUUCUACACGGUUGGCUGAUAGUGCCACAAAUAUCGUGUCCCUCUCACAGGGACCCGGUACUCCUCUCCCACAGCAAGUGACGCACCAAAUGGGGACCCAAGCUAUCAACAGCUCACCUGCUAAACUCCAGAAACCACAGAUCAUUUCAAUCUCCUCACCAACACGAGUGGUUCCAGUACCUCAGACAAAAACCACCGCAGCAGCUCAGUUAGUCCCUCUCUCUGUGCCCCAACUUGUGCCAGUCUCGUCCAUCCAGACGACCUCUGCCAUCUCGUUCCCCCAGGUGGUUCCCGCCGCUCCCUCUCUUUCCAUGACCACAGCCGGAGUGCCCUUGCAGAUUCUGGCUUCAGCGCCUGGCGGGAUCAAUCAGAGUCCUCUCAGGAUAAACCAAUUGAGACCGAUUCACAGUGUAGGCCCCCCAAGCAGCGUGACACCUGGUAUGCAUCUGGUUAACUCUGGGCUCAUUCAGCUACCUUCUGCACCUCAAGGUAACCUUCUCCUGGGUGGAAGCCCCUACUUGAGUGUCCAGCAAGGGAAGCUGAUUUUGACCAUUCCGGCUGGCUUUCAACUCACCAGUCUGCCUCUGAAACCAGUUCCUGACCCGUCGCCUCAUCCUGCCAAUGGGGUGAGCCUCGGUCUCACCCCUUCAAACGUUUCUGUGACGUCCCAACUUUCGACCACGCCGGACCAGCCCACCAACGUACUCGCGACGCCUCUGCUGAACUUCCUCAAUCUGCCUGCUCCGCACUACACCACGGAGACUGAGAGUGCGACAACCCAGACGCCCCCAGUUUCCUCCCCGACUGCGCUGGACCCGUCAGUCGCCCCCGCCACGCCAAAUGCGCUGUCGCCAGAGAGCAUGCUCACCCUCAGUCCCAUGUAUGGAGGCGGGGUGACGCCCAACCUCCAGUUGUCCCAGCCGGCCUGGAGCCCGCUGCCCCUUUCCGCUUCGGCGGGUCUUACUCUAUUUGAUGGGCGAGGGAAGGGAGACCUACCUGUAGACCCAACAUUGUUGGGUCUACCGGGUGGGGAGUCACUGCUUUUGGGGAGCCCUUCUACAGAGCAGGACACCAGCUCCCCACUAGGGCAUUCGGAAGAAAUAGAUGGAGAUGCUAAGAUUCUAACUCAGCUUCAAUCGGUUCCCGUGGAUGAUGAGCUGGGCUUGUAAGACUACUUUACCUACCACUUCUGGGGAAAAAAAAAAAAAAAAAAAAAGAUCACACCGCCCCGAAAAGAAAGACACAUGCCAUAUGGUGCCUAUUAGUUUUUGUUCAUGACUUGUUCAAUCAAGUACAACCAUCACAGCCUCAGCUGUCACUUAGGGAUGAAUUUUCUGCAGCUUUAAAAGACGACACGGGACAUAUAUCGCCGCAUUUUUGACCGCUUACCGGUUGCCUUUGGCAGACUACACGCUGCACUGGCCGCCCGUCGAUCGCAGGGCACAUAGAGACAGACGACCGUUUACACUAGUCCGUGAACGUCGAGUCAUCCCAUGCUAGCUAUGCCAAAGUCAUUAUGUUGACGGCAGGUUCUGGAGUUUCUGGAGCAGCGCUUUUCAAAGUGUGAUACUCGCCUUGUACAACAUUGACCACCUGCAAUUUACACACUCUUAGGUGACUGCAAGUGUUAAGGUUGUUUUAUGUAAAAAAAAAUAAUAAUAUUUUUUUUAAAAAUUACUGUUUUCCCAGUCAUACUGAAAUUGUAGGUGGCUUCAUACUUUUGAACAUCCAUCUAUCCAAUUUCUUAGCUGCUUAUCCUCACGAGGGUUACAGGAGUCCUGGAGCCAGUACCAGCUGUCAACGGGCAGGAGGCAGGGUACACCCUGAACUGGUUACCAGCCAAUCGCAGGGCACACAGAGACAGACAACAGUCGCACUCACAAUCACACCUAAGGGCAAUUCAGAGUGUCCAAUUAAUGUUGCAUGUCUUGGUGAUGUGGGAGAAAACCCACGUAGGCACGGGGAGAGCAUGCAAACUCCACACAGGCGGGGCUGGGACUGAACCAGGUCCUCAGAACUGUGAGGCCAACGUUUUUACUAGCUGACCCACCGUGCCGCCCACUUUUGAACAUUCAAAGACAAAUAUUUGAAAAAAAAGAAGAUAUUUUCAUUUCAAUAAAUUAUUUGAAGAGGUUUGGGAAUCCUGAUGUCAUAGAAUUUUAUCAAGGAUCAACCGUGAUUCUUUCACCAAAAUGUAAUUUGCAUAAUUAAUAAUAGCAUCUCGCUUUAACAAUACAUUAAUAAACUCUUGAAAAGCGUGCAAAAUUUCACAGCAAAUCAUCUCAACAAAUCCGUGGUUCUGAUAAUAAUCGUAAUAAUUCACGACUGCUCAUUGGCAGCUUUCUGUAAAACUGCAUUUUAGGGCCAUAAUUGGAAAUGAUUGCAAGAAUUGUGGGAAAUGUCAAGUCCCCCCCCCACCCCCAAUCAGUGCUUAAGAUUUCAGAAGAACUAAGUGCGCAUCGCGCUACUUUUUGUAAUACAGUCCUAUCUACCUUUAGCAAAUUCAUCAGAUAAAUCAACGCAAGACAUAUUGUGUAAUUUUAUGUCCAUCAAUGUGAUUCCCCUGAAGUUCUGCGGCAUCUCACAUUUUGAAAACCUGUUCAAAGAAACUGGAUCCAGAUUGUAUGUAUAUUAGACAAUAAGGCGUAAGAAAUGAUUAUGACCUCGUUUUUUUUUCGCAGAUGGUGUGAAUGUUUUGCUCCACUGGCACUGCGGACGUGUGCGUGGCUUUUAUUGGCAGUGCGGUCAAAGUUAGUUUUGGAGGCAACGGGAAAAUAUCUGCUAGACCAUCUGGGAAAGGCACAGGUCUCGAAAUAGUUGAGUGUUGGCUGACAUGUCCAAAAAUAUAUAUAUUUUUUUUAACCCCCCAUAUUGUUUGUUGUUCUACUAACAAGCGGUCCACAUUUAUGUGAAACACUAUUUUGACUCAUGAAAUCUUCUAAGGACGUCUAGUCAUACUUUACGAGUUGCCUUUACCACUUCAACGAGACAACUGCCCUCCAUUUUGAACAAUAUUAACUAUGCAAUAUUAACGUUUUUAGGACACUAAAAAGUCUCAAGUUGGUAAACACUUGGGAGCACAAUGAAAGCUUUACAUUUCUGAACUUGACAUCAUGAUGCUGCAUGAUAGUAAAAGACAAGAAUAAGUGCCUUAUAUUAAAGCUUACAUUUUGAAUAAAAAUGUUUUGACGUGUCUACAUCUGAACGGGACUCGUUUAGAAUACACUCGUUCAUCUAUAGUUUUCCAUUUCUGUUAAAAAAAAUUGUUUUGCUUUGAGUUUUCUUUGUAUAUUUUGCACAUUUCACCCAUACGAUGUUUACACCGUGUUGCUAUGGCGGUGUUGGGACUCGUGAUCAAUUUGGACUUCGUAAUUGCAGAAAAGCUUCGCUCUUUGCUUUUAAUUCUAGUCUGAAAUGGUCAUGUGACCCUUCCACAGUCAGCGGUGAAACCAGUUUUGGCCAUUUAUGGUACACAAAAAAACAAAACUGUGUGUUGUGUUAUGUUACAUUAACAGCUUUUUUUUGUUGUUGUUGUCAUGGCCACAUACAAAUACAUAUAAAAGGUGUAUCCUUGCUCAAAUGGCAUAUUUUUGUGAUUAUAAAAAGUUAGACAAAAAUAAAUUCCACCAUUAAUGUGACCUAUAAUCUUUACUAUUGUGGAAAAAAAUAUUUUAGAGGGAGGUAAAAAUGAAUUUUAAUGUGGUUGCACAAGUCUAGAGGCUCUUAUAAUUGGGAUGUGGCUGUUCAGAAUUUUCUAAUCGCAGUCAAACUUAAUACAUUGGAGUCGACACACAUCUGCCGCCAUUUAAGAUGCCUCUGAAUAAACUCAAAUACACUUCAGAUGUUGCGGUAACUUUUCCUGAUUUUAUUUCCUUGAAACAGAAGCCAAAAGAUUUUGCACCAACACUGACAGUUAUUUUAAACUGUUGAUUUCCGUCAGUUCUAGCUGGGGGGGAAAACCCCAAAGCAUGAAAAUGCCAGCACUGUGCUUAGCUGUUAAGUUUGCUGAUCCUUUUUACUGUUGUUUGCUCAAAACAUACAGUACCUUGGUUCCACUGGACCAUAAUACAUUUUCUAGCAUGCAUUUGGGAGAUUUUGUCACCUAAAGAAUGCCAUACUUCCAGUACACCAUGGGGGGGGGGGGGGGGGGGCAGUAUCAUGGUUUAGGGCUGUUUCGCGUCACCUUGACUUGGGGCCUGACACAAAGAGGAUCUAAUUAUGAUCAGUUCCAAGUAGCAGUCAGUGUAAGCACACAAGCUUCAGGCUUCUACUGAAAAGCUAAAAUAAAUAAAUGGCAGGAAAAGGCUACUAGCUCUUUUGAUCUUUUGAAGUUCAUCAAAGGCACCUGAAAUGGUGGAAUGUUUGCCCUGAAUUCCAGUAAACUAAUAUGGAACAGAUUUGGAAAUCGGAGUUACAAGAAGGUGUGUGCACUUGUGCAAUCACAUUGCUUUAGUUAAUUUUUUAAAGUUGUAGCGUUUGCAGGCCACAUUAAUGGUGGAAGAAGUAUUGAAAUGAUUUAUCAUACACACAUUUGUACGGGAGUGUCUAGACUUUUUAUUGCCAUCGUAGGAUGGUUUUUUGUACAUUUAAUCCAAAACUUGUGUAUCCAUCAGGGUUUUGAGUUAUAUCCAAAAAAGGCUCCUUUCUGAGAAAAUGUUCAUUUUCAUCAGUUGUUCAAAUGAAUGGCCAACAUUGUAAGUGGUCACUCAUUGGAUCAAAUGUUAAAACUAAAUGGUAACAAUGCAUGGAAAAAAAAAAGUUAAAGCAUUUAAAGAACAGGGAUAAAGGGAAAUAUGAAUUUGUAUGUGAAAUAUGUUUGUGUAGAGUACAAGCCAUUUCUUACCCAAACCACAACACAACAGCCUGUGUGGCCUAAUGCACAAUUGUUUGGUUGUCAUCCGAUUUCCACAUUUCUACCAGACAGACACACACAAAGAACUCCAGCAUUCACCAAAGAUAACGUAUUGACUAUUUGAUAGUGUUGAAAAAGGGAUCACUUCCGUCAUGUUUUCUCUGUUUUGUAUUAAAUGCAUUCUAUUUUUUAUAUUUACACUAUGAUGUAAUAAAGAACAUUUAUAUAACCUGCAGUGUGAUACUCUUCCUUGAUUUAGCCGUUCGACAUCUGUUAGUACAAAUUCCCAACCACUGUAAUUGUACACACAGCACACACAAUGUUAAUAACCAAUUACAGUUAUUUUACUAUUCAAGUAGAAUCUCCGUUAGUAAGAAGUUUAGCCAGGUGUUCUGCCACUUUGAGAAACCGUGACCGUUAACUCUACCGUCCAUGCAGUCCUUUCUUAUAUGGAUGGAUGAGGGUCACAUUGAAAGAGUCCUGUGAAGUUGCCCUGCAGAUGAAGUCAAGUUUAUUUCUGAACAUCACUUUGUUGACGUUCAAUAAUGGCUCAAACAUACAUUCAUUACAAAACAUACUGUAGCAGACUAGUAGCACAGACCAGUUAUUUGAACUGAUGCAUUUGCAGUUUUUGGAAGCAUGUCAGCUUUUCUGUCCCUGAACCUGCAGUUCAUUCAGUCCAGUGCAGCUUCCGGAUCGACUAUCCCUGCCUAUGCGUGAAUGGCUGCUCUAGAAGUUCAGUUUUCAUGAACGGUGGUGGUAGCAGCCCUUGCACUCCAUGAUUUGUCAAGAAGAGCUCAUGUUUUGAAAAACUUACAGUGAAGAAAAUAAGUAUUUGAACACCCUGCUUUUUUUUUUUUUGCAAGUUCUCCCACUUAGAAAUCAUGGAAGGGGUCUAAAAUGUUCAUCGUAGGUGGAUGUCCACGGUGAGAGAGAUAAUCUAAAAAGAAAAAUCCAUAAAUCACAAUGUAUGAUUUUUUUUAACGAUUUGUGUGAUACAGCUGCAAAUAAGUAUUUGAACACCUGAGAAAACUAAUGUUAAUAUUUGGUAUCGUAGCCUUUGUUUGCAAUUACAGAGGUCAAAAUUUUCCUGUAGUUAUUCACCAGGAUUUUGGCCCACUCCUCCACACAGAUCUUCUCUAGAUCAGUUACAGCUCCCUCCAAAGAUUUUCUAUUGGGUUUAGGUCUGGAGACUGGCUAGGCCAUGCCAGAACCUUGAUAUGCUUCUUACGGAGCCACACCUUAGUUUUCCUGGCUGUGUGCUUGGGGUCGUUGUCAUAUUGAAAGACCCAGCCACGACCCAUCUUCAAUGCUCUGGCUGUGGGAAAGAGGUUGUUCCCCAAAAUCUCACAAUACAUGGCUGCUGUCAUCCUGUCCCAUGUGGAGAAAAACACCCCCUAAGCAUGAUGCUGCCACCCCCACGCUUCACAGUAGGGAUGGUGUCCUUGGGACGGAACUCAUCAUUCGUCUUCCUCCAAACACGGUUAGUGGAAUUAUGACCAAAAAGUUCCAUUUAUGUCUCAUCUGACCACAAAACUUUCUCUCAUGACUCCUCUGUAUCCUCCAAAUGGUCAUUGGCAAACUUUAAGACGGGCCAUGAAAUGUGCUGGUUUAAGCAGGGGAACCUUCCGUGCCAUGCAUGAUUUCAAACCAUGACGUCUUUCAGGAUAAACACAUGGAGUGGAGGUGGACCUUUAAAGGCGGACUAACAGGUCUUUGAGGGUCAGAAUUCUAGCUGAUAGACAGGUGUUCUAAUACUUAUUUGCAGCUGUAUCACACAAAUAAAUCAUUUAAAAAAAUAAAUCAUACAUUGUGGUUUCUGGAUUUUUCUUUUUAGAUUAUCUCUCUCAGAGUGGACAUGCACCUACGAUGAAAAUUUCAGACCCCUCCAUAAUUUCUAAGUGGGAGAACUUGCAAUAGAGCAGGGUGUUCAAAUACUUAUUUUCUUCACUGUAUCAUGGAAAGUUAGAUUAAGAUACGUGUUAGAGCAAAGUGACGGCCCUUAAGCUUCUUAAACUGACAUUGAACUGCAGUUGAGGACAGAAAAACAUCUUGCCAGUUGUAAACUUUGCAAGACUGCUCAAAUGUCCCCUCCUGAAAGCCAUUACCUUAUCGUCGUGGAGGGUUUUGUUUGUCCCAAUGAUCCUAGGAGCUAAAUUGUCUGGGGCUAGACGACCUUGGUAGGGUCACUCAUGUCAAACAGGUUCCACGGCUCCAAAGACCCCAACGAUGAGAAGACCUUUUCCCUUGCCCAGAGGAGGGUCACGACCCACAGCUUGUGACCGAGACAGCAAGAUCCCUGAUACAAGAGGCCGAAAUGUGUUUCCUCUGCAGGGCAUCCAGAUUCUUCCUUAGAGAGAGGGUGAGAGGUUUGGUCAUCCAGAAGAAGCUCAGUCGAGCCACUGCUCCUCUGCAAUGAGAGAACUCCGAUGAGGUGGCUGGGGCAUCUAAUCCGGAUGCCUCCCGUAUGUCUCCCUGGUAAAGUGUUCCGGACAUGUCCCACCGGGAGGAGACCCUAUGGACGUCCCAGAACACGCAGAAGACACUAUGUCUCUUGGCUGGCCUGGGAAUGUCUUGGGAUUCCCCUUGAAGAGCUGAAGGGAGUAGCUGGGGAGAGGGAAGUGUGGGCAUUUCCUGUCAAGCUACAGCCCCCGUGACCUGACCUUGGAUAAGCGGUAGAAACUGGACAGAUGGAUGAUCCAAUGUCAAUUGGGGAAUGGAAUAUGCAUUCAAAAACUGCAAAGCUUAAGCUGACAAAUGCUUCCGGUUUUACAUCUGCUGGAAUGAUAUAGUGCCAAGUAUUUGACCCCUUCUGGUUUGCCCACUCGGUUUAGGAUCUGUAUAAUAAUGCUGUAAUCAAAAUUAUUCACAUAUUUAAAAAACCAUAAUGUUUCACUGUGUAGCGCAUUCCUGCAAAAUAAGUUUGAAUUUAACAACCUAACAAAAUGAAGCCUUUGACAGUACCCUGUAUUCUAAAUUACUGAGAUUUACCUGUUCCCCAAACUCUUUGACCUCCAAUUCAAAAUGAUUAAUG
Messenger RNA from Syngnathoides biaculeatus (alligator pipefish), 10157 nucleotides. RefSeq names its product SIX homeobox 5 (gene six5). Lineage: Eukaryota; Metazoa; Chordata; Actinopteri; Syngnathiformes; Syngnathidae. Gene Ontology annotation, molecular function: DNA-binding transcription factor activity, RNA polymerase II-specific; RNA polymerase II cis-regulatory region sequence-specific DNA binding. Bases 504 to 3440 code for a protein of 978 amino acids. Gene Ontology annotation, cellular component: transcription regulator complex; nucleus. Gene Ontology annotation, biological process: regulation of transcription by RNA polymerase II. The record is from RefSeq and is a predicted model, not a curated record. The transcript is spliced from 3 exons.